AUGGAUGCAUCAAAUUUUACAAAAUGGAUCGAAGAGAAAUUGAUACCGAAUCUUCCACCCAACGGUAUCAUUGUCAUGGACAACGCACCGUACCACAGCAAGCAGGUGAAUAAGCCGCCAAAUUUCAGUGCACGUAAAAACGUAAUGCAAAUGUGGCUGCAAGAACACAACAUCGAAUUUGACGAGAAAAUGACAAAAAGAGAACUGUAUAUGUUAAUUAAAAGACAUAAGCCCGAGAAGGUAUAUUUCAUCGAUGAAAUAUUUAGAUCUCAUGGACAAGAGGUAUUACGUCUGCCACCCUACCAUUGUGACCUUAACCCAAUUGAGUAUGUUUGGAAUUUGAUGAAGCAAACGGUGGCAGACAAAAAUGUAGACCAAUCAGAAAAAGAUAUAGAAAGACUAACAAAGGAAGCGAUACAGAGUAUAACCCCAGAAGAUUGGAAAAGAGAAUGCAACCAUGUCGAUCGCUUAAGAGACAAGUUUUGGCAUGCUGAUAGAUUGUAUGAACUUGAGGAACAGGAAUUAGUAAUUUCAUUAGGUGGAGAAGAUAGUGACAACGAAAGUGAUGACAACAUUUUCAGCGACAAUGAAGAAUUUGACAACAACGACAGCGAAACAAUGUCUGGUGUUGAGGCUUUUUAA
Molecule: messenger RNA, 642 nt
Organism: Parnassius mnemosyne (clouded apollo)
Lineage: Eukaryota; Metazoa; Arthropoda; Insecta; Lepidoptera; Papilionidae
Source: the annotation of a GenBank genome assembly